Messenger RNA from Chrysemys picta bellii (western painted turtle), 2455 nucleotides. It is a transcript of the gene PIP5K1B, whose product is annotated as phosphatidylinositol-4-phosphate 5-kinase type 1 beta. The record is from RefSeq and is a predicted model, not a curated record. Gene Ontology annotation, biological process: phosphatidylinositol phosphate biosynthetic process. Gene Ontology annotation, molecular function: 1-phosphatidylinositol-4-phosphate 5-kinase activity. Lineage: Eukaryota; Metazoa; Chordata; Testudines; Emydidae. Gene Ontology annotation, cellular component: plasma membrane.
GCCCUGUGUCUGGGAGGCGCGCAGAGCACCAGGGCUGGAGGGGAGGGAGGCCGGGCCGGCUCGGUGCGUAACUUCACCCAGCCUGCCAGGAGCAGGAGCAGGAGGACGGCGGGGUCUUACCGCUGCCCAGGGACGGGACCGACCUCUCCACGCCGGGCCGGCGGGCUGAAGCCCAGCCCGGAGAGAGAGGGCGGCAGAGCCGAGCCGGAGGCUGCAGCUUGCCACGGCUGGGCGCGCUGAGCGCUCCGACAGCCCCGGAACUCACCGCGGGGGUGCAACUGGGCUGGAGCGCGGAGCCCCCGGGCCAGAGGGACCUGGAAAAAUUGACAGCAUCAAUGAAUGGGUUGACUGUCACUCUCAGCUCCAGAUGACUUGCAAUUUAGUUCAGAAAGAUGUCAUCUGUUUCUGAAAAUGGAGAUGCCCCUGCUGGAAAACAAAAUGAGGAGAAAACAUAUAAAAAGACCGCAUCAUCUGCUAUUAAAGGAACUAUUCAGCUGGGAAUAGGAUACACAGUAGGUAACCUCACCUCUAAGCCAGACAGAGAUGUACUUAUGCAAGACUUCUAUGUAGUGGAAAGUGUAUUUCUACCCAGUGAAGGCAGCAAUUUGACCCCUGCUCAUCAUUACCCCGACUUCAGAUUUAAGACCUAUGCUCCUCUAGCUUUCCGUUACUUCAGAGAACUUUUUGGUAUCAAGCCUGAUGAUUACUUGUAUUCAAUCUGCAGUGAGCCUUUAAUAGAAUUAUCCAACCCUGGUGCCAGUGGGUCUUUAUUUUUUGUAACUAGUGAUGAUGAGUUCAUCAUCAAAACAGUUCAACACAAAGAGGCUGAGUUUCUUCAGAAGCUGUUACCAGGUUACUACAUGAAUUUGAACCAGAAUCCAAGGACACUCUUACCAAAAUUUUAUGGACUAUACUGUGUUCAGUCGGGGGGCAUUAACAUCAGAAUCGUUGUGAUGAACAAUGUUUUGCCUCGGGCAAUGAAAAUGCAUUUCACAUAUGACUUGAAAGGCUCUACCUAUAAACGGAGAGCAUCAAGAAAAGAGAGGGAGAAGUCCAACCCCACAUUUAAAGACUUGGAUUUCUUGCAAGAGAUGCAUGAAGGACUGUAUUUUGACUCAGAAACGUACAGCGCACUGAUGAAAACACUACAGAGGGAUUGCCGAGUGCUGGAAAGCUUUAAAAUCAUGGAUUAUAGUCUGCUGCUGGGGAUCCAUGUAUUGGACAGUAUCACAAAAGAGAAGGAUGGGGAGAGUUCCCAGAAUGCAUCUGAUGCCAAACGUCAUGGGGGACAGAAAGUUCUCUAUUCUACAGCUAUGGAAUCCAUACAGGGUCCUGGAAAGUCUGGGGAAUCUGUCAUCACAGAAGCUACAAAUACAAUGGGAGGCAUUCCAGCUAAAAGCCAUAAAGGAGAGAAGCUGCUUCUAUUUAUGGGUAUUAUUGAUAUCCUACAGUCUUACAGGUUAAUGAAGAAGCUAGAACAUUCCUGGAAAGCACUUGUUUAUGAUGGGGACACUGUUUCAGUCCACAGACCAAGUUUUUAUGCAGACAGGUUUUUAAAGUUCAUGAAUUCAAGGGUUUUCAAAAAAGUUCAAGCUCUAAAGUCCUCUCCUUCCAAGAGACGAUGCAGUUCCAUUGCAGCCCUAAAGGCAACAUCACAAGAAAUUGUGUCUGCUGUUAGCCAAGAAUGGAAGGAUGAAAAGCAUGACAUGCUUACUGAAGGACAGAGCUUUUCCAGCCUUGAUGAAGAAGUAUUAGGCUCACGGCACCGUCCGGAUUUAGUGCCAAGCACUCCAUCUCUAUUUGAAGCAGCUUCCUUAGCAACCACUAUUUCUUCUUCUUCUUUGUAUGUAGAUGAACAAUAUCAACGUGAUGGAACUCUGCUUUAUUCCAGCAGUAAAGGGUUACCUUCGAGUUCAACGUUCACCCUAGAAGACAGUGCCAUCUACUUGACUUCAGAACAGAGCACACUGGAAAUGGAAAAUGAUAAUGCUUCAGUUUUGGAUGUCUAUUUAGGCCGGUGAUGCUGAGAGUUUCUAUUUGCCAAACACUCUGCAUAGUCCAAGUAACAGUCUCCAUUAUCUUUAUCUUCGCACAGAACCCAUUCUGAGUAAUAUAAUAAUUUCUUCCAGCAAUACAACAGUGUCAUAUAAAUGUGGAAUUUACUUGAUUUUAUAAAUACUGUGCUUUGUAUAUUUUGAAAAUAAGGGUAAAUCCUUUAGCACAUGAGCUUUGUAAUAAAACCCCUGGCCUGUUUGUUUUUCUAACUAAUCAUUUAUUUUUAACGCUUGUAUUGUAUACUCAAAUAUUGGUUAAAAUUUGAAUAUACACUGUGUAGCAUUAUGCCUUAAAUGAUGUAUGGAGUCAGAUACUAUGUGCACAUAGAAUCAUAGAACUGGAACAGACCUUGAGAGGUCAUCUAAUCCAGUCCCCUGCACUCAAGGCUGGGCUAAGUAUU